This is a messenger RNA of Vanderwaltozyma polyspora DSM 70294, 603 nucleotides long. RefSeq names its product Vld1p (gene VLD1). The record is from RefSeq and is a predicted model, not a curated record. The transcript has a single exon. Bases 1 to 603 code for a protein of 200 amino acids. NCBI's taxonomy places the organism in Eukaryota, Fungi, Ascomycota, Saccharomycetes, Saccharomycetales, Saccharomycetaceae.
AUGAAUAAUUUUAAUGAUAACUUGGUUACUGAUGACAAUGACAACAACAAUGACAUCGAAGAUACUAAAUUUGAAAAAAUAUUAUCUAAUUUAGAAAUGAUCCUUUACGUUUGUCUAUAUCUAAAAUUGAUGAUCGACAACUCCUUUGUACUAUUCCUCAUCACUAUUAUAAAUUUAAUGUUGAUCAAGAUAAUUAAAGGUUCUUGUAAAAUUUAUGAUAGCUCAAUAACAAGAUUUCAAUUGAAAUUUUUAAAAUAUUUCCAGAUAUUGCUAUUACUUCAAAUUUUAAUUACUAUUAUAUUCUACUAUUUCAACAUUACCGACAAGUUCUUUCUCAGAAUUAUCGAUGAAGAGACCCAUUCCGUUUCACACAAUAGAUCAUUACUGAUCCUACUGAACAUUUUGAGUCUGUUCUGGCAGUUGGUCAUAUUGUCUUUGUCAUUGAACAACAAGUUUAAACAAUUCUUAAACUAUAAUAAAUAUGGUAUACUUUGCUCAAUCACAACGAUCAACGAUCAUUUGCAACGUGAACAGCGAUUGUUAUUAGAAUCGAGAACUUUAACUGAUCAUAACCCUAACCAUUUAUAUGGUUCUGUCGAAUAA